CGGUUCUUUUCUUGCAUCCUGAACACAAAAGAACAAGAAAAAAGCAGUCACUUCGUGAUAAUCUCUUCAAUGAUCACAAUGUCUUUGUAACAUACCGUUGUUUUUAAAUCAAUGCUUUUAUAUCAAGACACAUCUGAGUUCAGAUCUUCGUCCAUCACAUCUUGUCAAAGUACUCUGGCGCCGCAUGUCAACCUCGCACGGAUGCCUGCAUCAGGCAGCAGCUGGAACCGUGCAACCUGCUACAGUGCUACUAUAUGCACAUUGUCAUUCAGCUUCAAAGUUCAGCCGCAUCCUCUCCUCUACAACACCACACUCUCCCUUUCUUCCAGUUUCCUUCAGCCCUACCGUGUAUAUUUCCGCAUGACUCACCCGUCACGCAUCACGCGGAACUUUAUACUUCCAAUGUUGCAUUUUUUUUCCACGGUGCGGCUUUUUUUUUUCUCACCGCUUUGCUGGUCCAUGUUUCUGAUUUGUUCAUCUCUUCAAUUUUUCGCAGACUCUGCCACUCUCCGCAUUCCACACUAUUUCUUUUUUAAAUCCAUGUGACCUUGGCCUCUUCUUCUAACACUUUACAUAGAAUUAUAUAAUCUAUAUUCUUUCUCCUAUUUUCUCCUUUUCCCGUCUUCUUUUACGAUC
This is a messenger RNA of Xylona heveae TC161, 636 nucleotides long. RefSeq lists its product as hypothetical. Lineage: Eukaryota; Fungi; Ascomycota; Xylonomycetes; Xylonales; Xylonaceae. The record is from RefSeq and is a predicted model, not a curated record. The transcript has a single exon. The coding region runs from base 112 to 546 and encodes 144 amino acids.